AUGUCGCUCACAAGCCCUCCGCCUGCAUUCAAGCCAUUCACGCUCGCGCUUGUACAGCUCGGGCAGGUCGGCGCGGAUAAGGCUGCGAAUUUGAAGCAUGCAAGAGACAUGGUCUUGAAGGCUGCGAGCGCGAAGCCCAAGCCGGACGUGGUCGUCCUGCCUGAAUGCUUCAACUCGCCGUAUGGACAUGUACACUUCCCCGUCUACGCCGAGCCUAUUGGCUUUACUCCAGGCCAGGCAUACGACAUCGCGUCCUCGCCCUCCGAGUCUGUCCGCACACUCUCUGAGGUGGCACGAGAAACCGGCGUAUGGCUCAUUGGCGGCUCGAUUCCCGAACGCUCCGCGGCGGACGGAGGGAAGGUGUUCAAUACGGCUACCGUGUACUCGCCUGCAGGCGAGCUGGUGGCGAUGCAUCGCAAGGUCCAUCUGUUCGACAUUGAUAUUCCAGGAAAGAUCACCUUCAAAGAAAGCGAGACGCUUACGGGCGGGACGACCAUUAAUGCCUUUGACACGCCCUUUGCACGCAUCGGGCUUGGAAUAUGCUAUGACGUGCGCUUCCCGGAGCUUGCGAUGAUCAGCGCACGGCGAGGCUGCCAGGUCCUCAUUUAUCCCGGCGCGUUCAACCUUACCACAGGACCUCUGCACUGGGAGCUACUUCAACGUGCACGUGCCGUCGACAACCAGGUCUAUUUUGCGAUGUGUAGCCCGGCAAGAGAUAUGACCGCGGGAUACCAUGCUUGGGGUCACUCGCUGGUCGUCGACCCGAUGGGCCAGGUCAUUGCAGAGACAGAACACGACGAAGACAUCGUCUAUGCACGCAUCGACCCUAAGACGUUCGAAGAGGCGCGCGGGGGCAUUCCGGUAACGACACAGCGGCGCUUCGACGUAUAUCCGGAUGUGAGCAAGGGGUUCUGA
Laetiporus sulphureus 93-53 is the source of this 915-nucleotide messenger RNA. RefSeq names its product carbon-nitrogen hydrolase. The transcript is spliced from 10 exons. The record is from RefSeq and is a predicted model, not a curated record. Gene Ontology annotation, molecular function: omega-amidase activity. Bases 1 to 915 code for a protein of 304 amino acids. Gene Ontology annotation, cellular component: mitochondrion. NCBI's taxonomy places the organism in Eukaryota, Fungi, Basidiomycota, Agaricomycetes, Polyporales, Laetiporaceae. Gene Ontology annotation, biological process: oxaloacetate metabolic process; L-glutamine metabolic process.